Cavenderia fasciculata is the source of this 3444-nucleotide messenger RNA. RefSeq lists its product as uncharacterized. The transcript is spliced from 9 exons. Bases 1 to 3444 code for a protein of 1147 amino acids. Gene Ontology annotation, biological process: potassium ion transport. NCBI's taxonomy places the organism in Eukaryota, Evosea, Eumycetozoa, Acytosteliales, Cavenderiaceae. The record is from RefSeq and is a predicted model, not a curated record. Gene Ontology annotation, cellular component: membrane.
AUGAUAUAUGCAAAAAUAUACAAAUUUACACCUUACGAUAAUAAUAAUAAUAAUAAUAAUAAUGAUCGUCACGAUGGUGAAGAUGGACAAGAACAUAAUGCGAACGAAGAGGAAGAGGAGGAAGAAACAUUUGGAUCAACUCAGCAAGACAAUGAUAGUGAUAAUGACAGCACGACAAGUGCAGAUAGCGACUACAACUUUUCAACAAACAAGGAUAAAAAGUACACCAAAGAGAUCAAGGAAUACCAUAGGUGGAAGAAAUGGAGGAAUCAAAGGAUAGAAAAACUAAAAGAAAAAAAGAAUUUAAAACAAAAAGAGAAAUUAGAAAGACAACAAAUAUUGACCAAUAACAAUAAUAAUAAUAUUAAUAAUAAUAAUAUUAAUCGUGAUAUAAAGAAUGAUAUUUUGUUAACCAAUAAUAAUAAUAAUAAUGAUGGAUCAACAUCAACUAUUCAUACAUCUAAAAAUACUCCAUUGGUAGCACUUUCAACCAAACAACAACCAGAGAUUAUUGAACCACCACUACCAUCAGACCAACAUAUGGAAGAGGAAGAGGAGGACCAUCAAGGACAUGAUCAUCAUGGCCACUUUAAAAAAAGUCCUAUAAAACUACGUGCUCGUGAUAAACUGAGACGUAUCAGAACACCAAAUGUACCUCCACCAAAAGGUGUCAACAUUGUAGACGAUCCAUUUAUCGAACUUGAUAGUGUUGACUCUAGGUACAUGGAAGAUGAAGAUCAAGCAGAAAAGAGAAGAAUUCUUGGUACUAGAAAAUAUGAAACAGCAUACAUCAAAAUCGAUUAUUAUUUGGAACACAUCAAUAUAUUCUUUUCGGUUGUAUGCUAUGGAAUCUAUAUUGCAAUAUCCUAUGUAUCAAAUGAUAGCCAUGCAUACAGUAUUUUAAAAACUCUCUUUUUGGUUCUAUUUGCUUAUUUCCUUGCUGAUUUCAUUAGAGGUUUAAUAUUUGCUGGAGCAAAAUUAAGAUAUUUAGCAACAUUUACAACAUUUAUUGAUAUUAUUACUAUUUUACCAAUGGCAAUAACGAUUGCACCGACAUCAGCCAUCGAUAUUAGACCAUUGGGAUUUAUUAGAAUUGUUAAAUUGAUUACAGUUCCAAAUUUACUAAGACUACAUGGAUAUGAUAGUUUGGUACAAAAGGUAGCACAACUUACCAUAUCGAUUGCUGUUUUGAUCCUUCUUACAGCUGGUAUUAUGAUGGAGAUCGAAGAAUGGCCUUUUCAUAAUUCACUUUAUUUUUCAGUUGUCACUCUGGCCACCGUAGGAUACGGUGACUUUGUACCAACCUAUGUUGUAUCUAGAAUGUUAAUCGUAGCAAUGAUCAUUGCUGCUCUUUUAUUCCUCCCAAUUCAAACAUCUGAAUUAUUAAAAGCAAUUGGUUCAUUUAAAUCAUGGCAUGGUAAAAAUAGAACAAAUCAACCAUUUUCAAUGAUUGUUGGAAAUAUAAAUGAAAGAUCUUUAAAUACUUUUUUAAAAGAAUAUUUUUUUAAUACGAGAAUAUCAUCAAAAUUAUCAAUGGUAAUAUUUAGUAUUCAUGAACCACCACCAGUAUUUCAUAGAUUAUCAGAAGUGUAUAGUCAAAAUAGAUUUUUAUCAUAUAUUCAAGGUUCAUCUUCAAAUGAACACGAUAUUGAAAGAGCCAAUCUUAAAAAGGCACGUUCAGUAUUUAUCUUUUCAAAGCAAUCCUAUCAAGAAUCUAAAAAGGAUGAUGUAGAUAAUAUUCUAAGAAUAAUGGCAAUUCGAUCAUUCUCUGAUGUACCAAUCUACGCUCAAGUAAUGAAUCCAAAUUAUAAAAAACAAAUGUAUGAUGCUGGUGCCACUCAAGUAAUUUCAAUCCAAGAACUUAAAAUGAUGAUGCUCGCUCAAUCAUGUCUAUCACCUGGAUUUAGUACAUUGAUGAUGAAUCUUUUACGUUCAGACGUGACAAAGUAUAGUGAAAUUGAUGAAUAUGGAUCAGGAAAUGGUUAUGAAAUCUUUAAUGUUCCUCUUUCAUCUGCAUUCUUUGAAAUGACCUUUAAAAAUGUUACAAAAUUAGUUUUUGAAAAAUUAGGAAUGACAAUUUUUGGAAUUAUAUCGAUAAUGGAAAAUGAGAAAAACCAAUUUAGAUUAAAUCCAUAUCACUAUACUAUCAAACCUGGUGAUAUAGCUAUCAUGUUGAGUAAAAAUCGUAUUGCAGCUAAAAGAGUGACCAAUGUUACGAGUGAAUUUCUUUUUAGCGACAAGGCAAUGGAUUCCAAAGGGAAAUUGGUUCAUUCUGAUUCCUCAAAACCAAAGAUCAAGUGGACAUUUGAUAAAAGAACAAAAAGAUACAAAGUUCAUAUCGAUUUUGAUGAACAAAAUACACCAACAACCAAGAGUCCAGACUCACCCAAAAAAGAACAUAAACCAUCGAUCAAAGAGAAAUUGGAUAAUUAUUUUGGAUCAUUGGAUUCUCCUCAUAUGUUUUUCGAACCAACCAUUCCUCAUGAAAACAAUAUCAGACAUUUCUUGGCAAAACGCCGUCAUUCCUUUUCUACUUUGCCCCUCUCCAAGUCUUGUGUCUUUAGACCAAAGCCUCUCGACACUCCUCGUAUCACUCGUGACAUGGUUCAUCAUAAACAAUCAAAACCUUUUUAUAGAUCAGAUCUUUGGCAACCAAGAUCUUUUGAAGAUGCAUUUGUUGAUAGUGUAGUUGAUGAUGAAUUUGUAAAGAAUCAUAUUAUUAUAGCAGGUGAUGCUCAUACAAUGUAUUGGUUUAUUAAACCUCUCCGAGAAGACUAUUUACAUCGUAUCGACCCAAUAGUCAUUUUGACUAAACAUUUUCCUAUCAAAGAAUGGUCCCUAUUAUCAAAGUUUCCAGAGGUUUAUAUUAUCGAGGGAAGUGGAACAAAAAGAGAAGAUUUAGUUCGAGCAGGUAUACUCAAGUGUUCAAAACUUGUAGUAACUUCUUCUGAAAGAAAUCAAGACUCUGAAUCUAUUUUACGCGAUAGGAAUACUCUUCAAACAGUGAUUGCUGCCAAACCAUUUCUUCUAUCUCAAAAUAAUUUCUUUCCCAUUUUUGAAUUGGAAAUUCCUCAAAAUUCACAUUUUAUCCCUGGUAAUGAAUUCUGGCGCCAAUCCACUCCCAUUCACCUAUGUCCCUUAUUUGCCAGUGGUAGUUUGGUAUUUAAAAGCGUCUUUGAUAGUCUUUUAUCACAAUGCUUCUAUAAUCCUCAUAUUCUUUCUUUAAUUGAAACUCUUGUUGGAUUAAGUUCACCAAAUACAAAAAUAAGGACUAGACUUUUUCAAGUAGAGAUUCCUCCCAAGUUUGUAGGAUGUAGAUAUGGGUUCUUUUUGGGAUUAUUUAGGACCAAUCCUCAAAAUUUACAAACCUAUCCUGUUCCAAACCCAGAAUCAAGUCUGCAACUUCGAGACGAUGACCAUCUAUUUAUUUUGGUUCGAGUAUAA